Nymphalis io (European peacock) is the source of this 5218-nucleotide messenger RNA. It is a transcript of the gene MED15, whose product is annotated as mediator of RNA polymerase II transcription subunit 15. Gene Ontology annotation, molecular function: transcription coregulator activity. The record is from RefSeq and is a predicted model, not a curated record. NCBI's taxonomy places the organism in Eukaryota, Metazoa, Arthropoda, Insecta, Lepidoptera, Nymphalidae. The transcript has 11 exons. Gene Ontology annotation, biological process: regulation of DNA-templated transcription. The coding region runs from base 115 to 2232 and encodes 705 amino acids.
UAAACCAAUAUUGUGCGUCGCUUUCGUGAUUGUUGCGUUAUUAUAAAAAUAUUACCAGUUUCGUGUUUGAUAAGUACUGUUAUUUAUUUGUGAGUAACAAGGUUCCUUACAAUCAUGGAGAACUUGAAAUUUAAUGGAAUGGGUUCAGAUGACAAUAACUGGAGAACCCAGAGCGUUAGACAAACUGUUGUAUCAAAGAUUGAAGAGGUUAUUCAGAGGUCAGGCAUGCAAGUAGCAAGGAACAGUAAUGAAAUGGAGAAUCACGUUUUUAUGAAAGCUAAGAACCGUGAGGAAUAUAUGAAUAUGGUUGCAAAACUUAUAUUGCAUGUGAGGGAGAUGUCACAAUCGAAACCAAAUCAAGGAGCUCCAAACAUGCAAGGACCUAACCAAAAUCAACCAGGUCCCAGUAACCAAGUACAAAAUCAGCAAGGCCAACAAUCCCAAGGUCCUAACAAUCAGUCUGGAAUGGCCACAGACCCAAUAAAUGCAUUACAAAACAUGGCCUCCCAGGGAACAAGGAACCAAAUGAUGACUAUGGGUCAGGGACAGAUGCAACAGGGAGUUUUAGGCCCCAACUCAGGUAUGGCAGGAAUGCAGGGGCAAAUGAACCAACAAGGCCCUAUUGUAUCUCAGGGCCCCCAAGCCCAAACAGCAACAAACUUACUCCAAACACUAAAUCAGAGACCACAAAUUAAUAUGCAAUUGCAAAAUAAACUUGGCAUGGUGACUAAUCAAGGACAAAUGGGUGGUAAUAUGGUGGGCGGAAUGGGCAUGGGGAAUACAAUGGGGAGUCAGCUACAGAAUCAAUUAAAUGCAUCAGGAAUGCAGGGACAAAUGAUACCAAACAUGUCCAUGUCAAACACCAUGCAAGUGCCAAUGCAAGGGGUUAAUUCAAUGGUGGGGCAGAUGCAAUGCAAUCAAGUUGUUGGUGGCAUGGGAGCACAAAUGGCCCCUAACCAAAUGCAAGGUCAAAUUCCUAACCAAAUGGUGAGUGGCAUGGGUAACAAUCAGCUAGUAAACAUCAACAUGCUGCAACAGAUGCAUCGUGGACAAGGCAAGGAGGUGGUGAUGGGAGCUGGAUAUGCUCCAAGGGCACCACCUCACAACCAAUUUUUGAGACAAAGUCCAUCACCCUCUGCUUCAUCACCUAACAUGCCAGGUCCAAGCCCUGUAUCAAUGGGAGGAGGAGUUUUAAGCGGCGCAUUAUCGUCCCCCCUAUCUGGUCUAGGUGGUCUGGGUGCUUGCAGCGGUGGUAGCCCAUCACCCUCCGCCAGUCAUCACCUUGCACACCACCAGCCACAACAACGCGUGAACAUGGGCAUGGUGGCGUCUCCGUCGCCCUCGUCGUCGUCGCUGAACACGCCGGCGGGCGCGGGCGCGGGGGGCGCGGGGGUGGCGUCGCCGGGGGGGGAGGACGCCGCCUACCGCGAGAAGGUGCGCCAGCUGUCCAAGUACAUCGAGCCGCUGCGGCGGAUGGUCAUGCGCAUGGUCAGCGAGGGCGAGAAUGUUGAGAAGUUGACAAAAAUGAAGAAUCUUCUAGACAUUUUAUCCAAUCCGAAUAAGAGAAUGCCACUGGAGACAUUGAUCAAAUGCGAGGUAGUGCUGGAGAAGCUGGAUUUCAAGCGAAGUGAGAGUGUCGGCCUGGGACUGCCGUCUACUGGGAAGGAACAAAUCUUUAAUCCCCUACUGGAGGUUGUGAACAAUUGUCUGCAGUCGCCGCUCGCCAAUCACACCCUUAAACGUACUUUCGGUUCCACGCUUGACGCACUCAAUGGACCUGAGAUCAAGAAUCUUCCACCACCACCUCAGAAAAUGCCGAAAUUGGAUGAACCUACCCUGGAAAUUCCAGACGUUCUACAGGGUGAAAUCGCUAGAUUAGAUUCACGGUUCAAGGUGUCGCUGGAGACGAUGCAGCUGUCGGGCGGCGGCGGCGCCAUCUCGCUGAUCGCGCAGCUGGACGACGUGCGGCUGCCGUGCGUGCCGGCCGUGCACGUGGCCGUCCCGCGCGACUACCCGGCCGCCGCGCCCGCCCGCCUGCGCGUGCGCAGCGUGGCGCCCGCCGCCGCCGACUGCUUCCUCGCGCGCGUCGAGCGCGCCAUGGACGCGCGCUGCGCCAGGUUACCGAAGAGUUGCUCGGUGGGCCAGCUGCUGGACGCGUGGGAGAUGAGCGUGCGGCAGGCGUGCGCGCCGAGCCCCGUGUCGUACGCGCCCGUGCCCGCGCUCGGCCUGUAGGCGGCUCGGCCGGGGGCGAGUCUUUUAAUUAUCCUCUGCAUCUGUGGAGCUACUUUGUACGGAGACUCGAAACACGACAUACGACUCCAUCGUGAAAUGUCGAAAAGUUAUACGCGACUUUAACUACAACAGUACAGUCGUGUGAUACGGUAGUAAGCCAGUUUUAAACAAUUACGACGGCUUAUCAUCAAAUUCAGGAUAGCUUUGCCGAGUCUCCAGCCACAUGUAGACCGUGUCUCGAUCAAAUGGACAUCAAAUUCGAAUCCUUGUAUCUCUUGUAUCUGAAGUCGCCAUGGAACUAUUUCUCUCUUAAUCAUGCCCUACAUAUGGAAAGAAGCGACUCUGACAGUAACUACGCGAAUAUAUAUUGUAUUGCAUUUGAUUUUAAUGUCUAUUAUCGUGCGAAACACCAAAACGCUUUGGAUUUUCAGGUAAUUAUUGAUCUAGUUAAUUUUAACUUAUCAAGUUAUUUGUUUUUUUAAAAAAAGCUGUAAUCGGCUCUAUUUAAUAAGCAUGUAUAAUUAUUUUUAAUUAUAAGCGUCAUUAUGCAGUUUCGUUUCGCUGCUAACUAAUUUAGACUAUGAUUACAUAAUCAGGGUUAAUGAUAGCAAGUCACUAGAUACUCGAUUUUUAUUCUCUACUAUGUUCCCAUGGCAUGGAUGAGGAAAAAUAAACAAAACAUAAUCCACACGCUUUUAGACUCUGCUACGCACAAUUCUUUGUGAAUAUAUAUAUAUAUUGUACACCGUAUAUAUAUAUAUAUAUAUAAUACAAUACUAUUGCUUUUAACGAGUUUUACAACUUAAGCUGGUAAGGUCAUUCUGAAUACAUUUUUUUCGAAUACCACAGAUUAUUAAGAUUUAUUAAGAUUUUAAGAUUUCAAUCGAUUAUGUCAUAUCAUUCAAGUUCAUACUUUUUUUUCUUUAGUCCUGCCAUUGGAAUCGUCUAUACGUAAUUUAGCAUUAUAAGUUACAAUAACUAUUAAAUAUAAUUAUAUAAUAUAUAUAUUUAAAAGUACAAGCGAAUUGUAUUUUUUGCGAGUAUGCUAAGUGAGUUUUAAAUGGCUAACAAUUUCUGAUAUUUAAUGUUUCUGCUAUAAUAAAAGCAAUAAAUAAUUGCAACAUGUUUAAGAAAUAAUUUUAUAGUUCAUUAUAUUAUUAUCUUAAUGUCUUCCUUUUUUACAACUUUCAUUGUUACAUUCAUUUUAGUAUGUGUUGUCUAAUUAAAAUAUAAUUAUAAAGUAAUAAUGAAAGCUCUUCCUAUCUAUUUUCAACGAUCCUAAUAUGAAUGAUAUAUAAACGGUUUGUUCUUGUAUAAUUAAUGUUUAAGUUUCGAUUUACUUUUAUGUUACUUUUUAAAUUUCUAAUAAAAUAAAAUUAAUUUUAAAAUUAAGUUAGCACUAAGAUAGUUUGCAUGCAUUUCGGUUAAUAUAACGCUUGAUCCACUCGACCGUUGAACUAUCGAACUAGAUAUGUAAUUGUCGAAAAUUAACUUUUAACCAGACUAAACCGAAUUAGAACUGCUAAACACGUUUAGUUCGGAAGUUGGACGAACCACUGCUGGCCUAAAAGCCUCCUCUCCCUUAGGAGAAGGCUUAAUAUGAUAAUUCCUUAAUAUACAUUAAAUAGAUUUUGUACAAAUACUUAAAAAAAAAACUAAAUUUAUUUAUUCGGCAUGUAGAUUAAUAAAAAAAGUUAGAACUACAAAACAGGCAUAAAAUAUAUUUUUAGAAUAUUUUGACUGUUCGUACUUACUUUAUUAAAGUUUUAUUUGUACAAAUUCUAUUUUGAAUAACUAUUAAGCGUAAAAGGUAAAUAAUUAAACUUAGGGGUAGGUUACGAUUACAAAUAUUUUUAACAGUCGCUCCUUGUUAUUGUGGUAAAUAAUUUAUAAAUUUUUUUUAUAUUAUUUUUAAGGAAAUUUACCUUUAGGUUCAAUAGACUGGAAAAUUCCAAAUGAUCGAAAGUAGGAAAGUUGUUUUUAAAUAUAGAAUUUGUCUUCUUAUAUUAACGCGUAUUGAUUUAGAAUAGUGUGACCAAGUAAAAAAAAAGUUUCAUUUUAUAACAAUUACAAGUAGGAAUUAAAAAAUAAAUUUCUUUGCUGGAGUGAUAUUUGUCUGUGAUAAUUUAGUAAAAUUUCGACAAACAAAAAAAAUACAAUAUGUAAGUUAUGAAUCUGUGUUUAUUGUCAAUGUAUUAGUUAUUUUAAAAUGUUAACACACGUGGAAUACACAAAUUAUAAAUUGUACAAUAUUUUUCGUUUUUAAAUCUUUUACUUUAUGUCGGCAAUGUUUGUAAGACUUGUGCAAUAUCUAAGAUCCUAAAACACCGUAAAUUGGAACAGUAAGCCAAGUUGUAAGAUUACGACGUUGAUAUAACGUGAGAUUUAUUAAUUAUUUAUUUAUAACAACAAAAUAUUAAUAUUUAUUUUUAUUCUCGGCUUAUGGGUACAAGUCUUGUCAGCUUGAGUGUUGAAAUUAAAAAUUAUAAUAAAAUAAAAUUAAAAAAUUACGAAUUUUCUUUAUGGUAAUACUACGUUCGAUGGUAGAGCCUUUCUCAUUAUUGUAUCGGGAAAUUUUGUGCACGUGUGCUUAUCGUGAUGUCACUCGGCAUUUAUUUGCAUUUAUACAUAAAUAAAUAGGAUAUAUAAAUACGUCGGCCCAAUACGCAUUAAUGAGAAAUCUCAGUAUGAUAAAUAAGAUAAUAUUUAGAAAUUUAUAAUUUGUGUAUUUGUAUCGUUGGUGAUUUAUCCUCUUCACAGAUGUUAUAUAAACUGAUAGUUAAAUUCUACAUAAUGUUUAUUGUAAAUUAAGUAUUUUAUUUAUUAAAUCAACGUUUUUUAAUUAUUUAAAUAAUGUAAUCACGUUUUUUCAAAUUUUAAUGAUAAGUAAAUUAAGUAAUUUCGAAUUCGUGUAUUAUAAACAGUUUACAAAAUCUUUCUGAUAUCGUUAUUAUAUCAUUAUUAAUGUAAAUAAAUAUCUAUUAUU